Messenger RNA from Heterotrigona itama, 5022 nucleotides. The record is from the annotation of a GenBank genome assembly. Lineage: Eukaryota; Metazoa; Arthropoda; Insecta; Hymenoptera; Apidae.
AUUAAAUACAUGAAUGAUAAUAAAUAGUAUUUAACACCCGACAAAAAACACCCAUUUUUAUAAGUAAUAAAAUAUCAUAUACUUCCAAAAUAAUAGUUUUUUUAUAAUUUUUAAUUAUUAUACCGGAAUAGGAAGAAGAAAAUUAAUUUGCUUAUAAAUAAAGAGAAAAAGUAUAUUUUAAAAAUAAGUAUAUUGCAAUAAUUUUGGAAUGUAUAUGUGACUCUCAUCAAAGUAUUGUAAAAUAUCUAAAACAUUUCACAAAAUUACUUUUCCCAUUACAUAUUUCAUUAAAAUUUACAUCAAAUAUAAAUAUUAAACUUACUGUUAAAGUAUUUUAAUCAUUAUACUUCUUCCGUGAAUAUUUUUCUACUCUUAGAAAUAAUGUAAGUAUAAAUCUUUUCUACAGAUUUAAGAUUAUAUAUUCUAAAGGUUUAUGCCUUUUCCUCUUCACCAACCAACAUCGACAGCUUCUCGUCAUAUUUUUCUGCAAACGCAGCAUCUGUGUUUUUGAUUGAUAGAAGCAAAGAAUCUUUCUCUUGUUGGGACCAAUUAUGACUCCAUUCCCGAAAAAGUUUCACACGACAUUGAAAUAGGCUUGGAGGCCUAUCAGACUCAUUCGAAUGUCCUAAACUUUCCAUUCUAGAUACCAAUCCAUUAACAAGACCAGCAGGCCCACAUUGCUCAAGAAGUACAUCCAAAAAAUCACUCCUUUGCAUCUCAGACCAUUCUUGAAACCACUCUAUUAUAUAGCGCAGUUGAACUUCAUUAGUCAAUAUGGAGAAAUAUUUACCACUUGUUAUUAACAAUGUUCUCUCCAGUUAUUUUCAGGUUACUGUUUCUAACCAUUACAAAUCUAUUUACGAGCGCACACAAGACCGUGACGAUAUCAUGGAAAAAAGAGCGAGUUAAUGCAAGCGUAACGUUUAAAUAUUUCUUACAAUUCAAUACGGAACAAUUCUUCAAAAUUACUGAUCGGUCAACUUGGAUUUCUUAGGGUUAAUAACUUCAACCUCGUCCUCGAAAUCCGUAUCGCUUUCCGACGUUAGCCGAUCUCCUGCAUCAGCGGAACAACGUUGCUCUUCCACGAGGCUAGUUAAAAAAUCGUUGACUUCGAGUCGUGUGUUUUUCAGACAAGAAAUUAAGCUGCUCAAAUUAUUUGCAUUCAACACCACGCUGUUGUUAUUCUCGUAAAUGCACUUGUCGGUCUUAAAAAUUUUCACGUGCACGCUGGUACCGUUCAUUUUGCCGGUGUAUUUCCAUUCGCGUGGCGGAAAAUAUUCAUAAACGUCAAUAAACGCUCGGUACGAAGAAAUGUUCAUAGUUCCUACAGAUUAGAGAUUAAGUAUCCCUACUCUGAAAUCAUCGGUAGAAACAUACGAAGCGUGGUAAAUUUUCGAUAAAAGCUCGUACGUUUGAUCGUGCUAAGUUAGACGAGUGUCUUGUCGCCGACAUGUAAAUACUCCAUAACGUUAAGUUUGUUACACGUUAUAUUGUUGUAGUACGUUGUCAUUUGGGGAAACUGAAUGAUCGUUCACUGUCACAGCGAACUUGUGGACUACAUUUGACAAAAUCUUAAAAACAUAUGUUGGAAUUAACAAAAUGGUCCUGCUGGAGAAUGAUGCGUUAACGGACACAACAAGCCAGUACCAAGAGAAGGCAGGCCUCCGCUACCAACACCAAAUGAAUUUCUUUGUCUAGUAAGAGCCUCAUUGAAAUCCAAAAAGAUCUCUACUGUUAUACACUCUAAGGAUGUAAAUAAGUUCCAACAGGCAUAUUGGAAUUUGUUAAAGUCGAAUAUCAAUGGUCUCAAAAAGCUAAAAAAAGUGAAAUCUGCAAAGCCUAAAGUUCAUUGAUAUCGUGACAACUCAUCAUUUAAUAUACAUACAUAUAUAUAAAAUUUUUUGUAUAACAUCAGACUUAUUUUCCUCAAUGUGUAAUGUAAUACUGCCUAAGAAAUAAAUUACACCCUACAAAAUGUAAAACAAAAAAGUUGGUGAAUUUUUAUUCAAUACGAACGUAUCUAAUAAGUGAUUGCAAUCAAUUCUAUGAUUCUUUUUGUUGACGUACGUGAUUUGUUGCCGCAAGAAAAAAGGAGUACGUUCACCAAUCAUUGAUCGACAAUUAUCACAAUACUAAAUUCACGAAAUUAUGUCAGGUGAAUAACAAAUUGACAUAUAACCAAAAUUUAUACGUGUACAUUUUCAUUUAAUAAAUAUUCAAUUUAACAGUUGUUCCACUUUCGAUAACGUCGGCCGCAUCGUUUUCUACAAUUAUUCAUUUUCAAAUAUUACGCAACGAUCAUCUUGUUUCCAGUUAUUCAGAAGUAAGUGAUGAAAAUUUGACUUUCUCUAGGGUGGAUUUAUACACGUUUGAAAAUUACUUUUAACCUGAACUUACGAACACCACUAGAAAGUAUGUUAAUACGAAAAAUAUGGAAGGUGUGCCCCUUGACAUAGGCCAUUUUGAUGUGCGUUUGGGCUUGCAGGCAUUAUUCUUCCAGGGGCAGGUGAAACUAACUGAGAAAUUUGCAGCUUGCGGGUUAACAGUAAUUGAGAAAUUGUCGAGAAUCUCGAUCUUAUUCUUAUCGACGAUUUUCAAUUGAACUUGAUAUUGUUAAUUUGCGAACGUGAGGUGUUAGAGGAACGUUGCGAUAGCUCACGUUACGAUAGCUUAAUCGUAAGUUGUAAUUGCAGUGAGAUAUUCGAUUUUUGCACAACGCGAACGACAGUCUUGUAGUUUUAGUUGUCGAGAACGGAACUGAUGGAGGAAAUAAUGGAUGCUGAAGGAACAUUUAGAUAUAUGCAGAGAGGAAGAUGACACCAAUAUUUUGCAGUUAAGACUCGAGAGUUAUGAAUCAGAGGAUGAAGAGGAAAAAGAUAAUAGCUCGGAUUGUGUUAAUAAUUCUAAUGCAGAAGAUGACAGUUCCAAUAAUAAAAAGAAUAAUAAUGAUAAGCCAGUGAUUACGCCUGUACCUGAUACACAAUGUCAUUGCUGCGCCGAGGAUUUGAGUACUGCACACAGCGGUGGGGAAUUUAAAUGUCAGCACUGUAAUCUGUCAUUUAAAAAAAAGUCAUCUUUGGAAAGACACAUUGUAGUAAUUCAUUGGCAAUGUGAUUCGUGUACCUGUAAAGAUUGUGGAGAAUCAUUUCGUGAUAGAAAAUCAUUGAAUAGACAUCGUUAUACAACUCACGCUGAUAAAAAAAUUUUUAGAUGCGAGCCCUGUGAUACUUAUUUUUCACGGAUGUAUCAUUUAAAUCGUCACAUAAUGCAAUCAGGAUGUCACGGAAAUAUUCUUAAUACAUAUAAUUGCCAAGUUUGCCAGAAAAUGUUCACACGUAAAGAUAAUCUACGUGAACAUCUACGAACACAUGCUGGAACUCCUCAGAGACAGAAGAAGCCUUGUAAAUAUUGUCCUAAAGAAUUCUUUACUAAUCAACAGUUGUUAAUUCAUGAACGUGUACACACAGGAGAACGACCGGUUCAGUGCGAUUUAUGCCCAAAGUCUUUUCUAUCUUCUCUUGCAUUAAAAAAACACAGACGUGUACAUACAGGAGAAAAACCGUUUGAAUGUCAAUAUUGUCAAAAGAAAUUCGCUGCUCGGGAAACUUUAAAUCGCCAUCAGAGAACUCAUACUGGCGAGAAACCUCACGUUUGUCAAUAUUGUUCGAAAUCAUUUAUUCAGGCCGCUCAAUUGAGAGCACAUAUAUUUCACCAUACUGGAGAAAAUGGUUUUUAUUGCGAAGUAUGUGGAAAAGCAUUUAGUAGAAAAGCUCGGUUGAAUGUUCACAAAAAAUUCGUUCACGAAGGAGCAACACCAUUCACGUGUCAAAUGUGUGAAAAAAAAUUUAUAAGAAAAGAAGAUCUUGUUAAGCAUGUAAUACUUCAUACAGGAGUUAAAGCUUAUAAAUGUGAUAAGUGUACGAAAGCAUUUUCUACAAAAUCUUCUUUGCAAGCUCAUUUAAAUACUCAUAGACGAGAGCCACCACAAUCUUGCGUCGAAUGCAAUAGAGUUUUCAUACGUCAGGAUUGUUUAAUGAGGCACAUUAAAGCAAAGCAUCGUGCUCUACUGGAAGAAGUGAUGGAUGAGGUCGAAAAAAAAAAUUUGCAAACGCAGUUAUAUAAUAUCGCCACAGUUGCCGCAGAAAGAACAAAGAAUGGAGAGUCUACAAAAUUGUCCACCAAGGAAUUAUUAGAAGCUAUCACAGACCUUUUGAAAAUAUUAAUUGAUGAUGAUACUCUUCAGCUUUUUGGUUGGCCUGAUGCUCCUAUUGAAGAUAUCGUAGAAGCUGUAAUCAGAAGAUGCGGACACGAACCGAUAACAUCAGAUUGUAGAUUAUCCUCUGAUGAAAGACUAAGGGACAAUAUAAAAUGCUUGUUUAUGGUUGUCAUAGAAGAUAAUAGGGUAAAAUCUCUUUUAACAAGAAACACGAUAGACGAUGUUAUUGUACAUGUUUUAAAACUUUCAAAAGAAACAAAUUUAUAGUUAUGGAGAAGAACAAAAUUAUUUACAUCUAAAAUAUUCAUCUUUUUUUUUCCUAACUACCAUUGAAAAAAUUUAAAAAUUUAAUUUCUCUUCUCUAAAUAUAGAAGAGAAAUAAUAUCAUUUUUAUACAUUUACUAUUUUCUACAGAAAAAAAACACAGAUUAGAUCUAACAUUGUUGAUUCUUUAAUGUCAUAAAUCUUUUAAAAAACCAAUUAUACUACACGUAUAAUGCAUAAGUGUAAUUGUGGGUAUGCCUAUAAAUGUACCUGUAAGUAAUGAAUAUAAAUAUUAUAUUAUUAAACAUAAACAUAAAUUGAUAUAUUUCCUAACGUAUGUUAUUUGAAAGCAGUUUAUUCUUUUUAUAAUAUACAUCAUUUGUAAAAUAUAGUUGUAUAUUAUUUUAUACUACUAUUUUAUACCUACACCUGUAAAAUGUUAUUAUAUAAUACUAAUAAUAACUAAAGACAAAUGCUGUUAACCAGCAUACUUUUGAGAGGAAAAUUUACUUGAUUUAUGCCACCGAAACAGCGCAUGGUGG